Penicillium subrubescens is the source of this 1971-nucleotide messenger RNA. Its product is annotated as putative CECR1 family adenosine deaminase. Gene Ontology annotation, biological process: adenosine catabolic process; inosine biosynthetic process. Gene Ontology annotation, molecular function: adenosine deaminase activity. The transcript has 2 exons. NCBI's taxonomy places the organism in Eukaryota, Fungi, Ascomycota, Eurotiomycetes, Eurotiales, Aspergillaceae. Bases 85 to 1809 code for a protein of 574 amino acids. The record is from RefSeq and is a predicted model, not a curated record.
GGAUGAGCUCGGCCAACACUCUCGGUUCAACCACGAGACCACAAUCUAUACUCUCGAGCUGGCCAAUUUAUCAAAACCAGCGCAAUGGAAAGUGAUAACGCCGACUGGGAGCUGGAGGAGGGUCUUCCUCAGUUCGAAGAACCGUUCAUCCAACAGUACUUGAAGGGUCGUGAUGCGCUUAUCGCUGAGGAACAGAAGAGGCGCCAUGAUGCCACUUAUCGCAAGUCUCUAUCCCCCAUCGCCGCCCGGGCCUGCAAAAUCGUCUCGCAGAUUCGGGCCCGCGAGCAGAGUGAGGUGUGGACAACCGGCUUGGAUCCGACUAUUGCCCACGAGGCUGAUGAGAUCCUCUACCCCGGAGUGAUGUUCCACCAUGCAAAGGGCCGCAUGGAAAAGACCAAUCUGUGGAAGAUUGUUGAGAAGAUGCCCAAGGGAUCGCUCUUACAUGCCCACAUGGAUGCCAUGUUCGAUAUCGACUUCCUGAUCGACCAGGCCUUUUCUACGCCGGGCAUUCAUAUCUUGGCACCAAAUCCCCUUGUCUCGUCUCAGGACUUUGAGAAGGGGCCUGUCUUCUUCCAAUUCUCAACUCAGUCAACGGCAGAGAGCGAGAAGAAGCCGAGUAUUUGGGCGGAAGGUUACGAGGCAUCCUCAUUGAUCCCAAUCAAGACCGCUGCCUCGUCGUUCCCCAAUGGUGGUGAGGCUGGUUUCCGCGAGUGGCUUCGCAGCCGUUGUAUGCUCAUGCCCGAACACUCAUACCACCAUCAUCACGGCGUCGAUGCUAUCUGGGCUAUCUUCACUACAACCUUCCCUGUCAUCAACUCGAUCCUAAUGUACGAGCCAAUUUUCCGAGCGUGUUUCCGCCGCAUGCUGGGUCAACUAGCUGACGAUGGUAUUCGGUAUGUGGAAUUCCGUAUUGCAUUCGUCUUCGCCUGGAGGAAAGAGGGCAAGGAUCAACCGGAAGACAGCUAUGAUGAUUGGUGUCGUACCGUUGAAGAAGAGGUCGAGCAGUUCAAACAGACGGAGCAAGGAAAGUCAUUCUACGAAGCGCGCAUCAUCUGGACCACAAUUCGGCGGUUCGGCAACAAGGAAAUCGUCGACACGAUGAAGGAGUGCAUUGAGACUAAGCACGCUUUUCCCGAUCUCAUCUGUGGCUUUGAUUUGGUCGGACAGGAGGACCUGGGAAGACCCCUCAAGGAUCUUGUACCAGUGUUGUUCUGGUUCCGCAAACGCUGUGCCGAGGAAGGAGUCGACAUUCCGUUCUUCUUCCACGCUGGUGAAUGUCUUGGCGAUGGUGACGAGACAGACCACAAUCUCUUCGACGCCAUUUUGCUGGGAACCCGACGAAUCGGCCACGGCUUCUCGCUCUACAAACACCCGCUCCUGAUCGACUUGGUCAAGGAGAAGAAGAUUAUGGUCGAAUGCUGCCCUAUUUCAAACGAGAUCCUCCGUCUCGCAAGCUCCAUCAAGACCCACCCCUUACCCGCGUUAUUGUCCCGCGGCGUGGCCGUCUCACUGUGCAACGAUGAUCCCGCCAUCCUCGGCCACGGGAAGAACGGGUUGACGCAUGACUUCUGGCAGGUCCUUCAGGGUCUGCAGAACAUCGACUUGGCCGGUCUGGCUAUGAUGGUCCAGAAUUCGAUCCGGUGGAGCUGCUAUGAGGAUCAGUCAUCCGGUGAAUGGAAGCACGAUGUUGAACAGGGUAUCUUGGGUGAAGGAUUGAAGGCGGCUCGUCUGCGAGAAUGGCAUACUGAGUUCGAGAAGUUUUGCGAAUGGGUGGUUUUGGAGUUUGCGGAGUUUGAUGAGGAGGAUUAGAGGUGAAUCGGUGAUCAGCGUGCAAGUGUGGGAUAUCGCGUGGGCGGGACGUAAUAGAAUGUACAGGAUUUGAAAGCCUGGGAAAUAAGCGGUGUAAAUUUCAACAAUCUCUGCAAAAAUAAAAGUCAGUUAGCAAUGACAUGGAGAUACCUCUUCUCAAAA